Penicillium macrosclerotiorum is the source of this 1944-nucleotide messenger RNA. RefSeq names its product transmembrane 9 family protein. Gene Ontology annotation, cellular component: fungal-type vacuole membrane; endosome. The transcript is spliced from 4 exons. NCBI's taxonomy places the organism in Eukaryota, Fungi, Ascomycota, Eurotiomycetes, Eurotiales, Aspergillaceae. The coding region runs from base 1 to 1944 and encodes 647 amino acids. Gene Ontology annotation, biological process: vacuolar transport; protein localization to membrane. The record is from RefSeq and is a predicted model, not a curated record.
AUGCGGUUGACCGACCGAAGUUCCCUGCUCAUUGCCUCCCUUCUUAGCGUCUCCUCAAUAUCAACAGCAUUCUAUCUUCCUGGGGUUGCGCCGACUUCCUAUGAUGUCGGCGAUAGUGUCUCGCUCACCGUCAACCAUUUGACCCCUGGCCUGUCACGCGAUGACCAGCUUCACUCUGUAUUCGCAUAUGACUACUACCAUCCUUCAUUCCACUUCUGCAGGCCAGAAGGGGGCGCCCAAGAUGUUCGCGAAUCUCUCGGAAGCAUCCUGUUUGGUGAUCGGAUCCGUACUUCCCCAUUAGAGCUUCACAUGGCCAAGAAUGAGACGUGUAAAGCAAUCUGCGCAGAGGUGACAUUCGAUGCACGAAGUGCAAAGUUUACGAAUCGCCGGAUCUCCCAGGGAUAUAAUAUCAACUGGCUUGUUGAUGGGCUGCCUGCGGCGCAGCUGAACUACGACGGAAACACCAACACGCAGUUCUACAACCCGGGAUUCUCCUUAGGCGAUUUGGAUGACAAUGGGCAAUCCAUGCUGAACAACCACUUUGAUAUUGUGAUUGACUAUCACCGGGUAGGGUUCGGCGGCAAAGACAAGUAUCGUGUAGUUGGUGUGCUUGUUCAGCCCGAGUCCCGCCGCGACUCCCGAAUUCUCGAAGACGGCACCGUAGAGUGUGGCACGCAAGGAAAUAUGCUGACAUUGAGUGAAGAUGUGGAUACCCCGAUAACCUGGACCUACAGUGUCUACUGGAAAGAGUCCAAUACGGCGUGGGCUACUCGCUGGGACAAGUACCUUCAUGUCUAUGACCCGAAGAUUCAUUGGUUUUCUCUGAUCAACUCUGCGGUUUUUGUCGUCUUCUUAGUGGGAAUGGUGAGUAUGAUAUUGGUUCGUGCGCUCAAAAAGGACAUUGCUCGCUACAAUCGACUGGACCAAAUUAGCCUGGAGGACCUCGAUGGCACCUCGGCUGCUGUGGAAGAUGGCAUUCAGGAAGACUCAGGUUGGAAGUUAGUUCACGGCGAUGUCUUCCGCUGCCCCAAAUCCCCGCUGUUGUUGAGUGUCAUGUUGGGCAACGGCGCUCAACUGUUCAUGAUGACCGGCGUGACCGUUGCUUUUGCGCUCCUUGGCCUUCUUUCUCCCGCCAAUCGUGGCUUUCUGGCGACCGCUAUUCUUUUGAUCUCUGCAUUGUUUGGGGCCAUUGGUGGCUAUGUCUCCGCACGUGUCUAUAAGGCCUUUGGCGGCGAGGCCUGGAAGCGUAACAUUGUCAUGACUCCUCUUUUGAUUCCCGGCGUCAUCUUUGGCACAUUCUUUAUGCUCAACCUUUUCGUAUGGGCUAAGGGAUCAAGUGGUGCAGUCCCAUUCGGCACCAUGCUUGCCUUGGUUCUGAUUUGGUUCGUCAUCAGCGUACCACUGAGUGUGGCUGGUAGUUGGGUUGGGUUCCGGCAAUCGGCUCUCGAGGGUCCGACAAAGACCAAUCAAAUCCCGCGUCAGGUCCCUCCCAUGGCUGGUAGCCUGCGCACGAUACCGUCCAUCCUCCUGACUGGAAUCCUCCCUUUCGGCGCGAUCUUCGUGGAGCUUUACUUCAUCAUGACCUCGCUCUGGACCAACAAGAUAUACUACAUGUUUGGAUUCUUGUUCCUUUGCUAUGGUUUGAUGAUCAUCACCUCUGCCGCCACUACUGUGCUGCUGGUUUACUUCUUGUUGUGCGCCGAGAACUAUCGUUGGCAUUGGCGUGCAUUCACAGGUGCAGGAAUGACGGGUGGCUAUGUCUUCUUGAACGCACUCAUCUUCUGGGCGACUCGUGUUAGCUUUGGCGGCCUGACAGGUGCAGUACUCUAUGUGGGCUACUCUGCACUGAUUGGUUUUGUUGUCUUCAUCUUGACAGGUUCAAUCGGCGUCUUUGCCAGCUGGGCAUUCAUCCACCGCAUCUAUGGCUCUAUCAAGGUGGAUUAA